GCCUCUGGGGAUGGGGAAUAUGCAAUUGAAUGACUUGGGUUGGAAGGGACCAUUCAUCCAAGUUGCAGCAUUCUGCCAUAGAUUCUACGGACAGUCCUUGGAUGGUGCAGGAAAAAACCCAAAAGGUGCAAGUCUGAGUCAGCUGUAGGAAUAUUGUUUUCAGCACCUGGCUUGCGGGGUGUGAAGUUGUAUUGAUUUGUUGUUGUAGAGAUAUAUGCAAAGCUGCUUGUGGGAUGCUCUGGGGGAAAUUAGUUUGCCUCUGAAACUCCAUUAAUUUGUGAUGCUUUGAGUUUUCAGCUAUCUGGAGACAAAAAUAAUGAAUACAACGAAUAUGGAUGACUUUGUGUAGGAACAGUUGGCAAAAAAAAUAGAAGAAAAAAAAGAGUAAUUUGGAAAUGAUGUCAGUGCCCUGCAGUGCUGCAGCACUGUGAGUUUUCAGCUCACUCAGUAUUCAUCUGGCUUUGGAAACUGGUGCACACGAAGCCUCGGUAGCUUUGGCUUUGAGACACAUUGUUUGAUGAAAGAUGGCCCUGAAACUUAAAAUCUGUUUUGUUUCUUGAAUGUCGAUGUCACUGUGGUGGUGUUUUCCCCAAAAGAGUAAAAAGGAAAUGCCAGACUGCUGAUUGAUUUCAAUGACUAAUAUGUGUUAAUGAACUUGGAAACAACCUUUAACAGCAUAUUGGGUAACAGCACUAAUUGCAGCUAGAAAAAUAAUAUUGGGAAGAUUAAUAUAGACCAGGAAGUAGCUGAGGAAUGUGACAGCAUGAGACAAACAAGGCCUGCCCAAGCAAGGAGCCCAUCAGGGCAGUUCAUGGGCGGCAUUGGUAUCAUACAUUGAAAAGGGCAGGACUGGAAAUCAAUGGAUUUAAUGGGUUUCUUGAAGACUUGUUAUUGGUCAGUGUGGGAAAUCAGCAGUCUGACUUCCUGCACACUUUUGGGUAUCCAAGGAGAUGUUGGUAGAGAGUGAAAAGGCAUCUGUGUUCACCGCUCUCCUGUAGCUGCAGCCCCAUCCCCACUUUGUGCCACCGUUUGUCACAACAAGCUGAGCAAUCCACUUGGGUGUUGAACUGAUAAAAUAUGCAGCCAGUAUAAACUGAUGAGCAAGGUGACGCAGUAAGGUCACUUUGACACGAGGGUUGUUUUCUAUGAGCCUUUUUAAUUUGAAAUAUUCAGGGCAGUUUGAGAGCUUUGACAUGUAGUAAGAUCCUGACCUGUUUUCCACCAAAUUGCAAUUAUACGGCCUUGGCUUAAUAAUGUAUUGUCAUCUGGAAUUGGGUCAAAGCAAAUCCACAUACGUUACAUAAUUUGAAUUGGCUUAUACAAAGAGAAGGGGAUAGAAUUUCAUAAGCCCUUUAAAUAAGGGAUAACUGCAAUACCAGAAAUGUUUUAAUGUCAUUUGAAGCUAAAUUUUAUAAUGCACUUCCAGGUGCAGUGUUUAAAGAUGAAGCUGUUUCUGUGAUGGGAAGAUUUGCUUUCAUGUGUUUGGAGCUGUGCUGGUAGGAUGCCCAUAGGAUGCUUUGCUGUGCUCCGGAGCCGGUGGUGGACACUGCAGGGCACUCUGCACAGCUGGGCUGGCGGGCGGCCCUCUGGCUCCAGGCAGGGCAGCAGGCUGUGUGCUGGGACCUGAGAAACUGUGUGAUGUGCUGUGAAACCAGCAGGCUGCCUGAAACAGGAGCUCCAAGGGAGAUGUGAUCGCUGCAGCCACUGUGAAAGAAGAAAUAACUGAAGCCAGAAGGUAAUAGGAACUGAAUUUGUAUGUAUUUAAUUAGUGAGCACACAUGUAAGGGAUAAUGUCUUUUAGAAGAAAUGCAUACUGUGUUUCUGAGCCCUCCCUUAUCUUCCCAAGGGUCGUAAUGAACUCCUCUGAGUUCUGCAGAUGUCCAGAUUAGAUGCCCUGUGCACCCGCUCUGUGGAAUGGCUUUUGAGCAGUUUGGGUUCUUUUCCCUUCAGAAGCACUCAGGAAGAGUCCCAGUUUCAUUCCUAUCUGCACACAGCUCUGGAGUGGGAUGAUGCACCAAGCUGCUACAAGUCAGAUAAAUCUCCUCCCCUGCCUGAAGAAAGGCUUUGGGGCUUCCUGUAGACUUGUGAUGCACCAUGCAGGUUCUGUUGGCUGUUCUGCACAUUCUUUGUUCUCCCAACAAGCUUUGAGUAGAGUUCUUAUUGCUCAGAAACUGUAGCUGGGGUCGCUCCAAGUGGUUGUUGUGUGGAGCUCUCCUUAUGGGUGGGAAAGCUGAUGAUGUGCAGUUCACCCUUUUGGUAGAGAUCUGGCUCUUGUCUCCAUGUUUUUCACUUCUGAAUUAGAGACUGCAGAUUGCAAUGAUUUUUGGUUAACCAAUUUGUGCUUUCUUUAGGAUGAAAUCAUCCCUCCCUUGGAACUCUUGCCUGCUACCUAUAGAAGGAAAUGGGAGCGUAUGUCUGUAUGUUGUGAUCUUUUGGGGUGAAUACACUAAAUAUGUGCUAUAAACAUAGCACAAAUUUAUCAUGCAGUAUUUGCUAGCUGUUAAGAGACCAUAAGCUGCCCUUGCCCCCGUCUCGCUCUCUCUCCAAAUAAGGACCCCUCUUUGUUCAGCUUUCUUUGAAAACAGGUGUAAGGUUGCAGGAACGGGGCGAGGUGAGCUUCAAUCCCUUGAACUCCCGCCUUUCUAAACAUUUGCAAGCAUAUAGCCAAAAAACUGGCACCAAUGAGCAAAGCAGCUGCGGCAUGUUCCAAAUCUUGCUCUAUUUAAAGCAUCCCAGGGUGCACAGGAACAACUGCAGAGACAAACCUUAACACUUGUCCAUAAAGCCAGCAGAGGGAGGAAUGGCAGAACCAGCCCAGCUCCCACUUUCACGCCUCGUGGUACCCAUCCUGCUUGCAGUUGGCUGGAUAGUGGGUUGUGCACUGAUGGUUUACAUCGUCUUUUCCUGACAGAAGACAGAAGAAUUUAUGAUGAUGCUGAUCAGAAGAACUUGAAAGUUAGAUUGGGAUGUCUAAUAACUAAAAUAUGUUUUAAAUUAAUUAUUUUUAAUAUCAACGCCAUAGAUACUGUGUACACCCUUUUUGUCCACAACAAGUCUCAUGAGCCCAUUCUUCCACUUGUAAGCAGAUAAAACAAAGAGCACAUCUCUUCCCCUGA
This is a messenger RNA of Coturnix japonica (Japanese quail), 3116 nucleotides long. The record is from RefSeq and is a predicted model, not a curated record. NCBI's taxonomy places the organism in Eukaryota, Metazoa, Chordata, Aves, Galliformes, Phasianidae.